Fomitopsis serialis is the source of this 381-nucleotide messenger RNA. RefSeq lists its product as uncharacterized. NCBI's taxonomy places the organism in Eukaryota, Fungi, Basidiomycota, Agaricomycetes, Polyporales, Fomitopsidaceae. Bases 36 to 341 code for a protein of 101 amino acids. The record is from RefSeq and is a predicted model, not a curated record. The transcript is spliced from 3 exons.
ACCUCAAAUCCGAAGUUCAAGAAGUCGUUAAAGCUAUGAUGUUUCUACGCUUCACUGGAUCCGGAGAAGAGCUAGAUGAAUUUGUUGACAAACGGUUUGUGCAUGUUAUAAAAACAGAGCAAUUUCAGGCUUCGUGCCACGAUUGGCUGGCCCAGGAGGAUUCUGUCCGCCGAGAUAAACAGGAUCGUCUCAGAAAGGAGCGCCUAGACGACAUCUGUGCGAGACUGCGUCCGCUCGGCUGGGAGCCUGAGCUAAGUAUGCUCGAACAAGAUGGCAGUCGACUCUUAUCUAACCAUAGACUUGUCUGCAUGACGAGUAAGCUGACCGAACACGGUGCGUAGUACUUCCAGCAACCGUGACACUGCUCAUCUCCACACUGUG